Molecule: messenger RNA, 1816 nt
Organism: Pieris napi
Lineage: Eukaryota; Metazoa; Arthropoda; Insecta; Lepidoptera; Pieridae
Product: protein tyrosine phosphatase domain-containing protein 1-like
Exons: 11
Biological process (GO): protein dephosphorylation; cilium assembly
Molecular function (GO): protein tyrosine/serine/threonine phosphatase activity; protein tyrosine phosphatase activity
Source: RefSeq, a predicted model, not a curated record
UAUCUGAAUUUCAGAAAAGACUCCCAUCGUAGAGUGAACCGCCCUCCAUCCGCCCAAUACAGUACGUUUGGUGAAUUAGUACGAACAAGUGCGCCAUCUGGAUUACAAUGCGCCUUGUUCUGCGGUGGGUCUCGAUGCAAGUAUGAACUACCUUCAAAGCGAUCAUCGGCGAUACAAGGACUUUACUCAGACUGGGUCACCGUAGACAUUCUGGCGAUGGCGCGUCCCAGCACAAUGAGCAUCGCUGCUAGAAACAUUAUUCAACAAUUUCACAGUUGGGGUGUUCGCACUGUGAUAAACUUACAAAUGCCUGGAGAACAUGCCAGUUGCGGUCCUCCACUCACGAAAUCUGGUUUCACCUAUGACCCUGUGAUUUUCAUGGCGAACGACAUAUACUACUAUAACUUCGGCUGGCCAGACUAUGGAGAAGCAAGUCUUUGCGGUCUACUUGAUAUGGCGAAGGUCCUGUCCUUUGCGUUACAAGAAGGCAGAGUGGCUAUACAUUGUCAUGCUGGUCUUGGACGUACCGGGGUGCUGAUAGCUUGCUACUUGGUGUAUUCGUUACGAAUACGGGCAAACGAUGCAAUACGAUUAGUUCGCAAGAAACGUCCUAAAUCCAUUCAAACCAGCGGUCAGAUACUAUGUGUUCAGCAGUUUGAGCAUUACAUCUUGCCCCAGACCGUGGUAUUCAGCUCCAAAGAACCUCUUAUGUUAUCUAAAGAUCCAAAAACAUGUGAGUUUACCCUACGACAAUACUUGUAUAGACAACGAGCUACUUUACACGGCUUGGACGAGAGAGUAUUCAGAGAACUACCUAAGAUAGUGUUUUGUAUUUGCGAGCGCCUAUUAAAAUUAUGCGGGUGUCGAGACAGCGGUGGACUGGAUUAUCGCGUUAAAAAUAGAGCCUUUUACAAAAUGUUCUUAUCGUAUAAACUGAAACAAGGAAAGCCUCCCGAUAUGACAACUCCAGAUGAAUAUAUCAAUGGAGACAAACCUCCAGCCCUCCCAAUGAUAGAAUGGAGGGAUCCGGUAGAAGAAGACGUGGAAAGAAACCUGGAGUCUGUUAGCAGAUUUACCAGCUCCAGCAAUAUACCUGCUGUACAAGUGUACGAGGCAUUUUUAAGUGAUCAUCAAAAUCUUCCACAGGAGAAACAAAAAUACAUAAAACAAUUAAGAAUUGAAAUUAAUCAGAGAAGAGAAGCCAUGAGUAAAAUUGAUGAAGAGGAAGAUCCUAACAUAUUGUCAGCACUGUUAUUCGAAUGGUUAGAAGGUUUGAAACAGCCAGUACUAGAUAAGGAAGAUCUAUCUAACAUAGUCUGUCGCUCCACCAAUGUCAACUCAUGUAUUAUGGCUUUACAAAUGGAAGAUAUCAUCCUAGUCGAGUAUUUACUACGCUUCGUGGUACGAUUGCGCCCUCUUGUGGCACUCAAGAAAGUCGAUAUUUUAAAAAGAUUACUUGCAUCUUUAACACAUCAAACAACUAAAAUUAAUGGGAAAUUGUUACCCAAUAAAUGUUUUCCUAGACUCAGAGAUGGGACAGGCAGCCAUAUCAUUAAUUUUAUGCUAAGAAUGGUUGUUGAAAUACAGCAAGACAUCGCAAAACCAAGUCGCGAAGAGUCAGAUGUUGUGAUAGCCCCAAGAAGAUUGAAAAUAAAAGCAUGGACAUAAAACUAGUUUUUUUUACUAAUAGAAUAAAGAAUUAUUAUUUUUAAUUAUGUCAAAAGCUAUUAAAUUCUUUUCGGUAAAAUUUUAAAUGUAUAGAAAACCGCUGUUUUAAGUCUUAAUUGUGACCAAAUUAUAAAUAAAUUAUUUUAAA